Molecule: messenger RNA, 879 nt
Organism: Mycena indigotica
Lineage: Eukaryota; Fungi; Basidiomycota; Agaricomycetes; Agaricales; Mycenaceae
Exons: 6
Coding region: 1-879 (292 amino acids)
Source: RefSeq, a predicted model, not a curated record
AUGACUCUGGGCCCUGUCUUUUUUGCCGCUCUCGCUUUCAGUCGGUUUGCAUUAGCGCAGACGACCAAUGCGACAUGUGAGGUGUCGCACAAGUGGGCAUCAAAUUCGCAGAAACAGAGUCCUUGCGAGGUUGCGAGCUCGCUUGUCGCUGUGUGCUCUGGCUCGUACGAGGUUGGCGCCUUGCCAGAUGGCUUCCACUACAACGGCCCCGAUGUCGCCACUGCAAAUCCAUGCUGGUGCAAUACUGUGACCUACUCUAUGUUUUCGGAAUGCGCUCUCUGUCAAGGCCGCACUUUCGUUAUGUGGAGUCUUUGGGAGAUCAACUGCAAAAGUGUGACGAAGGACGCGUUCCCCAACCCCCUCCCUGCAGGGCUGCAUGUCCCCGGGUGGGCCUAUCUUGAUGUAGAGGCCGGGGACCAGUUCAACGAAACACUAGCGUUUGCCAAUGCGAAUAUCACCGAAUCCACAGCCGCCUCACAACCGAGCAAAACAUCGGCACCGAUAUCCACAUCGAGGGUAACUUCGUCUGCUGCUGCUGCAACCUCUAGUGCUUCCCCACCGGCGGCUGAUGACUCUGGCCAAGCGCCGCUAAAUCAGAAGCGUAUAAAUGCGAUUGGGGGAGGCGUUGUUGGCGGGUUUGCUGCCCUAGUCGUGGUUGCGCUCGCACUGUUCUGCUUCCAUCGCAAGCGUCGCAUUGCCCAAACGCAAGGAGCCGUCCUUGAAUCGCCGACAAUGAGCGAGCAUCGACCAGAACAUAAUGAUAACCUGGAAGUCGCUCCCAGCAUGAGCCAGCGCAGCAUUCCCUCCAUUACGGUCUCUUCAUUGCACUCGCAACAGGACACGACAUCACACCGCGCACGUGACGACGCUCCUGUUUGA